GACGCUUCAUCGGUCCAUCCACCCCGCUGCCAUGUUGGAUUGAGGGAUCGUUGUUGCUGUGGGAGUUCGGGAUGAAAGUUUAUAUUGGGCAAUUUAGCGAGUAUUGACAACUUCAAACCGCCGUGCGGCCGCGGAGACGGAGGAUUAGUUACCGGAGAGCUCGUGCAGUGGGAGAAGACGGUCGCCGACGCCUCUCUGUUUGCGGAGUGCGGUUUCCAGGAUGAGCCGAGUGCAGGCCAUGAUGACCAGUGAUUGCACGUAUUUUACAUAAAAUACUCUUUCGGCAGACACCUGAACUAGUUGGCCUCUUCUCUUGGCAACAUGAGUGGACAUCAGCCUCAGAGGAGGGUGGCCAAUGUCGGCUCUUUGCUUCUCACCCCGCAAGAGAACGAGUGUCUCUUCAGCCACCUAGGCAGGAAAUGUAUCACUCUGUGUUCAGCAGUGGUCCAGGUGUAUGCAGCAGACAGGGGCCCGUCCUGGACCAAAAGAUGCUGCGGUGUGGCUUGCUUGGUGAAAGACAACCCUCAGAGGUCUUAUUUCAUCCGUGUGUUUGAUAUCAAGGAUGGCAAAGCUAAGUUUGAGCAGGAGCUCUACAAUAACUUUACAAGCAUUAGUUCCAGACCAUACUUUAUUGCAUUCGCAGGAGACUCUUGUCAGAUCGGCCUGAAUUUCGCCAGUGAAGAGGAGGCAAAACGGUUCCGUGUUACACUUAAUGAACUGCUCAGCAGACGACAGAAGAAAACCGAGAAAAGGCGUGAUCCUCCAAAUGGCCCCACGUUGCCAAUGGCAACGGUGGACAUCAAGAACCCAGAGAUAAACAAUGUGCGCUUCCACAACAAUUCCCACAUGAACAACAUGGUGCACAGUAGCCUUAACAAGAAAGAGAAAAAGGUGAAGGGCAAGAGGAAGAAACUGACAAAGGCGGAUAUUGGGACACCCAGCAACUUCCAGCACAUUGGCCAUGUGGGCUGGGAUCCGAACACAGGCUUUGACCUGAAUAACUUGGACCCAGAACUGAAGAACUUGUUUGACAUGUGUGGCAUCUCUGAAGCCCAGCUCAAAGACAAGGAAACAUCUAAAGUGAUUUAUGACUUUAUUGAGAAGAAGGGAGGUGUGGAGGCUGUGAAGAAUGAGCUGAGAAGACAAGCACCUCCACCUCCUCCAUCACGUGGUGGUCCACCUCCCCCACCCCCUCCACACACUUCUGGACCUCCUCCUCCACCUCCCCCUGCCCGUGGACGAGGGGCCCCGCCACCCCCUCCACCUUCCAGGGCCCCAACAUCUGCACCUCCUCCCCCUCCACCAUCCCGACAAGGCAUGGGAGCCCCUCCACCCCCACCUCCAAGCAGGGGGCACCCACCUCCCCCUCCUCCUGCUCAUGCCAGCAUGCCACCCCAAGCCCCCCAGUCUCAUCCUCCACCCCCACCCCCUCCACCAUCUGGAGGGAGCGCUCCUCCCCCUCCUCCUCCUCCCCCACCUCCCCCUGGACCUCCACCCCCACCCGACAUGGAUGGCAGUGGGGAGUCAAUGCCCUCUCCUGUGGGGGGUAAAUCAGCCCUGUUGGAGCAGAUCAGAGAGGGCACCCAGUUGAGGAAGGUGGAGCAGAACAACAGGCCAGUGUCAUCCACGGGGCGUGAUGCACUCCUUGACCAGAUCCGACAGGGCAUUCAGCUCAAAACGGUAUCAGAAAAUUCUGACUCGGGCCCACCAACUCCAGCUCCCUCGUCAGGCAUAGUUGGAGCACUAAUGGAGGUGAUGCAGAAGAGGAGCAAAGCCAUCCAUUCCUCAGAUGAAGAUGAGGAGGAUGACGAGGAUGAAGACUUUGAGGACGAUGAUGAAUGGGAUGAUUAGUCCUUGUCUCCUUAUGCUAACCCCUCCCAGUAGAAUAAUUGACACUAAAUUCUCACCUUUCCAAAUUGUACUCAAAUUCUGUACAUGUUCUUUCAAAUCGCUGUAUAUUUUUGUUGCCUUUUUUUUUUUAUAAUUUGUGCAAUACCUCAUAUAAUCUGUAAAGUAUUGUCAUGUAUCCUAUGUAAAGUAAUCUCCUGGAAUAACCAUGUGAAGUUUAAAGCCAGGAUGGGUUUUCUUGACUUGUUGGUUUGAAUGUUUUUGUUCCCUCGUUGAUGAGGAAAGGGAGAUGGGCAGGAUCCUCUACGUUCUUGUUAAUUGUUGAUUAAUGAUUGAAAAUGCUAUUUUCAUACCCUACUUUUCUGUAUCUUCGAUUUUCUUAUUCAAAUCCUAGUUUAGUUUUGGUAAGAGGUUCUUCUAUCAGAAUAUUUAAUCCCGCCACCCUCCCACCCACUUCUGUAUUGUUACUAUGUAAAUGUACACUAGGCUGAUGUACUACGGUUGUUCUGUUUUGCACAGAUGUCAAAACGAAGGUCACUACAAGGCGAAGCGACAUAGGUUGCAUUCUCGCCAAUUAUUCCCUGUUCUUUUUCCUGCAAGGAUAGUGUCACUUACACUGCACGUCACACAAUAGACAGUUGAGGGUUUUUUUGUUGUUGUUUGUUUGUUUCUUGCUUUAUGAUAUUGAAAAAGAGAACGCUAUAGUUUGAACCUGGCAAAGUUGUGAAUGCAGCUUGCUUCUGGAUAUGGUCAUCACUGAAUCAUGGUGAUCAUCAUUGUGAUCAUUCCAUAAUAACAGGUUUUUAUUAAAGUCAUAUCAUGAAGAAAGCACUACACAAAGCAUUCAGUGAAUUUAAACACUUUACUAGAAGCUUUUAAAAAGCCAAUGCUUGACUGACAACUACAUGCAAGGUAAACCCAAGGUAAGAACCUCUGUGUAGCAGUUAAUGCUGUUUUAACAGUGUUUGUUUGAGUUUUGCUGUCCUUCAAGGAUUGUGCUGCAUUAAAACUAUAAAACUGACUUCAAACCUUACAAAUGGGUUGGAAUGUGGAAUGAACACUAAAUUGUAUACUUAAAUAAAUAAUAAUAUUGGUUCA
Molecule: messenger RNA, 2946 nt
Organism: Pygocentrus nattereri (red-bellied piranha)
Lineage: Eukaryota; Metazoa; Chordata; Actinopteri; Characiformes; Serrasalmidae
Gene: wasla
Product: WASP like actin nucleation promoting factor a
Exons: 11
Coding region: 322-1851 (509 amino acids)
Biological process (GO): regulation of Rho protein signal transduction; actin filament organization
Molecular function (GO): actin binding; small GTPase binding
Source: RefSeq, a predicted model, not a curated record